Molecule: messenger RNA, 885 nt
Organism: Carica papaya (papaya)
Lineage: Eukaryota; Viridiplantae; Streptophyta; Magnoliopsida; Brassicales; Caricaceae
Source: RefSeq, a predicted model, not a curated record
AUGGAGAACGAGAUUAACAUAAUCAAUGAAAGUGACACUUGGCAGCUUGUACCAAGGCCUGAAAAUGAGCAUGUUAUUGGAGUCAAAUGGGUAUAUAGGACUAAUUCAACUCUCAUGGUUCCAUUUUCUCAUUCAAAGCAAGGAGGGUGUAGUAAGGUGUACAAAGGGUGUCUGCCCGGCGGCAGAGAAUUGGCCGUGAAGAUUCUGAAAUCAUACAAGCAAGCUGUCAAUGAUUUCGCUUUGGAAGUUGACAUUCUCUCUUCACUUAAACAUCAAAACAUUUUGCCUCUUUUGGGUGUAUGCUGUGAAAAUGGACUCCUUAUCUCCGUCUACGACUUCUUUCCCACUGGGAGCUUGGAGGAAAACCUCCACGGUAAGGUAACAGGUGGAAGUGUAUUGCCAUGGGAGACGCGAUUCAAAGUGGGUGUAGCUAUUGCAGAGGCUCUAAACUAUUUGCACAAUCAAUACUCUGUGCCUGUUAUUCAUAGAGAUAUCAAAUCUUCCAACAUUCUUCUUUCUCAAGAUUCUUGCCCACAUUUAUCUGACUUUGGAUUUGCCAUAUGGGGACCUCAGACAUCCAUUGAUGAAGUGGUAGGAACAUUUGGGUACAUAGCUCCAGAGUAUUUUAUGCAUGGAAGGGUGAGUGACAGAAGUGAUAUAUACUCCUUUGGUGUUGUUCUUCUUGAGCUAUUAUCUGGAAGGAAACCAAUUUAUCACGAGGCAUCCAAGGGACAAGAGAGCUUGGUCAUGUGGGCAAAACCAUUAUUAGAUAGAGGGAACAUCGAAGAAUUGAUCAAAUGCAUAGAAUGGUUUUGGCUGCAACCCUCUGCAUCAACCAUUCUGCUCAAAAACGUCCAAAUGCAAACCAGAUAUUACACUUAUUAG